CAGAAGGAGAGAGCAGGAUUCUUUCGUGCAUUUUUAUGCUGAAACAUUCCCAAUCCCAAGAUCGAGACAUUAUUACUAUGGUUUUAAUGGUAAAAUCAAUUAUAUGCUUUCAGUUGAUCUACGAAUGCUUCUUACAAUAACUUGGGUAAAACCUACUUUGUUCUGCAGAUCAAGCUUACUGAAAAGAAUGUUAAUAGUUUAUGACUUUUUUUACCACAAUACGAACUAAUUAUAGCUGUGCCUAUAUUAAAUCUAUAAAGCUGUCACUUCGGUUGUGUAUGUGGUUGGUUUUGGUUUUUUUUUUUUUUUUAAGGCAGCCAGAAAUGGAGCAACUGGUGUUGAGCUGGAUCUUGAAUUUACUGCAGAUGGUGUUCCCAUUCUAAUGCAUGAUGAAACAGUAGAAAGGACGACUGAUGGGUCUGGAAGAUUGUGUGAUUUGACUUUUGAUGAAAUUAGGAGGCUUAAUCCAUCUGCAAAACAUAGGCUAUGGAGCAAAUUCCAAGGUGAAAAGGUACCAACUCUGAGAGAAGCUGUUGUGGAGUCUAUGCAUCACAAUCUUAUAAUCUACUUUGAUGUCAAAGGCCAUGCAAAUCAGGCAGUUGAUGCCCUAAAACAACUCUACCUGGAAUUUCCGCGUUUGUAUAACAACAGCGUAGUCUGCUCCUUCAUGCCAGAUGUUGUUUAUAAGAUGAGACGAGCUGACACAAAUGUUGUAACAGCACUAACACACAGGCCUUGGCAGCUGAGUCAUUUUGGGGAUGGGACACCCCGUUUCAAUUCCUCCUGGAAACAUUAUUCGUAUAUGAUGAUGGAUGUCAUUCUAGAUUGGAGCCUGCACAGUUUCUUGUGGCGAUUGUGUGGCGUCUCAGCUUUCCUCAUACAGAAAAAUUUUGUUUCUCAGGAGUAUGUGAGGCACUGGUCUUCAAAAGGAAUUCAAGUGGUUGCCUGGACAGUGAACACCUUUGCAGAAAAAAGCUACUAUGAAAGUGUCCUUGAAUCCAGCUACAUCACUGACAGCCUGGUGGAGGACUGUGAUCCUCAUUACUAGGCCUGUGCUUUUUAGACACUCGCCAGCCUAAGUACACGGUCUUACUCGGGCAGGUCUGAAUUCACCGUUGAGAGGAUAUCCACCGGUGCAGAUGGGACAGCUAACAACAGUUCUGGGAAGAGGAAGAGCAGUGCUUUAAUUCCACUGUACGGCCAGAUCUUGAAUGCAGAAACUCCUCUGUUGCAACACUGGACAAAGCCGAGGUACGGCCACUCGUAGUCUGAGGAGACUGCACCGUAACAUGAAAGGAUUGGUUUGACAAGCUAAGUGGGUAAUACGCUGUAUGUGCAGGUUGCUUUAUAAUUCUUAGACUGCUCCUUUGCUUUGUUUAAAUCUUGGUUAUAAAGUCAUAUUGGCAACUUUUGGUGGCAAAAUUUAAAAACAUACUUUGAUUUUGGUAAUUUUAAACAGUCUGUUCUGUGACUGUAUAACAACUUGAGGUUGAUUUAUGGCAUCUUAAACAUCUACAUUACUGUUCUCAGAACCUGAAAAUAAUGGUGCCAAAUAGAGAGUGAGUAGAUUUCCUUCCUACUGCAUGGCAAGAUAGCUGCACUGCAUCUUGACAAGGAAAAGAAAGCCAACUUUCCACGUUCAAUGUGAAGACUGAGAAUUAAUGAAUAAAACUUGAAUAUCUUUUUACCUCCCAGCCUUUUUAAAGGAACCAAGUGGGGAUAGAAGAUUGUCCUCUUAUGCUACAGCACAUGAAUGUAUUUAUUUUCAAAAGAAAGCUAUAUAUUGAGUGUUGGUAGUGGUAGAACAAAUAGAGUUUAAAUGUCUUUUUACUUUGCUUAUUGUUUGCAUGAUUGAAGGGCACUGGCAAGGGUAUGUGGGAAACUGUAAUCCAGAUUUAACUUGAAAUCAAAAGAGUCUGCGGUUAUAAUAAACAAGCAUCUGAUAGCUCCUGAGUAGGGUAUUCUUUAUCAGCUGUGCAGCAGUAGCUUGAUGUAAAAUGUCC
Molecule: messenger RNA, 2003 nt
Organism: Egretta garzetta (little egret)
Lineage: Eukaryota; Metazoa; Chordata; Aves; Pelecaniformes; Ardeidae
Gene: GDE1
Product: glycerophosphodiester phosphodiesterase 1
Exons: 5
Coding region: 383-1048 (221 amino acids)
Biological process (GO): lipid metabolic process
Molecular function (GO): phosphoric diester hydrolase activity
Source: RefSeq, a predicted model, not a curated record